Molecule: messenger RNA, 1238 nt
Organism: Coffea eugenioides
Lineage: Eukaryota; Viridiplantae; Streptophyta; Magnoliopsida; Gentianales; Rubiaceae
Product: F-box/kelch-repeat protein At3g23880-like
Exons: 1
Coding region: 1-1212 (403 amino acids)
Molecular function (GO): protein binding
Source: RefSeq, a predicted model, not a curated record
AUGGAAAGCAAAGGAAAUGGAGCCACCAAUCCCCACCAAUCCGAAGAUUCAAACCAACCCUUAAUAUUGCCUGACCUCCCCUUUGAAGUAAUCACUGAGAUCCUCCUAAGGCUACCAGUCAAAUCCCUUUUGAAAUUCAAAUGCGUUUCGAAAUCGUGGCUGUCCCUAAUCUCAAGCUCUCAAUUCAUCAAAGAUCACCUCUGUGCUUUCAGCUCAUCAGAGGAUGGAGAACAACUACAGCUGCUCACUGUGGGAAUUGAUCUCACAGAUUGUUAUCUCAAAGAUUGCUCUCUUGCCUCUUUGUUGCAUGAAGGGCAGCCUGCAAAUGCAGCUGAGGUUGAAAUUGAUUGUCCACCUAGUCUUCGACUGAGUAGGUACUUUAACGUUGUGGGAUGCUGUGAUGGGCUAUUUUGCAUUGAUUGCAUGAGAACAGGUGUGUUCUUGUGGAACCCAUCCACUAGAAAAUCCAAGAAAUUGCCCAGUUUUAGUAGCCCAACAGUGGACCUACUUAAGGAGGAAGAUUACUACCAAGUAUAUGGUUUCGGAUAUGAUAAGGAUCGUGAUGAUUAUAAAGUGGUGAAAGUUGUCUGCUCCUUAGAUGAAGAUUAUCGUCCCUCAGGGUCUGAAGUUUUAGUUUAUAGCGUAAAGACUGAAUCCUGGAAGAGCAUUGGGGAGUUUCAAGGUGGUUUCCCUAGUGUGGGGGGCUGCGGCUGUCUCGUCAAUGGGAGGCUCCACUGGGAAUUGCAUAAUGCAGGCUGGGAUUUCAAGGUUGUUUUUCUUGAUUUAGCAACAGAGACGUUCGGUUCUCUUGACUUAGCACUAAAAACAAAUGGAGGGACAGGGAUAUCAGGCCGUAAUGGUUUUCGAUCUGAUUUGGGAACUUUUGGAGCGAGUCUUUGUUUCGUUUGUAAGAAUUAUAGGGAUCAUUUUGUAGAGUUGUGGGUUAUGAAGGAAUAUGGGGUUGGAGAAUCUUGGACUAAGGUCCUUAGUGUCCCGGUUGACAAGACAAGACUUGUGUUUAGAGCACUGUGCAUUCCAGGCAGUGAUAGAUUUUUGGUGGAGCUUAAAGAUGAACUCAGACUCUAUGAUCCAAAAGAUGACUCCUUCAGGCUUCUCCCAUGGUCUGGUAAUCAUACUGUUCCUAGAAUUUUUGUCCAAAGCCUGGUUUCACCCAACCCAAAUGCAGCUGCAGAGAUGCAUCAACAACACUAGUUGCCAGGAAACUUAAUUACAAGGGA